Molecule: messenger RNA, 1881 nt
Organism: Tachysurus fulvidraco (yellow catfish)
Lineage: Eukaryota; Metazoa; Chordata; Actinopteri; Siluriformes; Bagridae
Gene: sppl2b
Product: signal peptide peptidase-like 2
Exons: 15
Coding region: 90-1679 (529 amino acids)
Biological process (GO): membrane protein proteolysis
Cellular component (GO): cytoplasmic side of endoplasmic reticulum membrane; Golgi-associated vesicle membrane; lumenal side of endoplasmic reticulum membrane
Molecular function (GO): aspartic endopeptidase activity, intramembrane cleaving
Source: RefSeq, a predicted model, not a curated record
GAGUGUGAGCCAAUCGGAAGGAGACUGAUGUCAUUAUUACGUCUGUGUGUGUGUGCGCGCGCGCGGACGCGGCAGGUGCGAUCAUCAUCAUGAGGUGUUUAUUAUCGCUGAUCUGCGCUGCUCUUCUCAUCACACAGGUUUUAGGAGAAUACGGUGUGGCUCAUUUCAGUGAUUUGGGAGAAAGCAGAGGGAAAGAUUACUGCAUCCAUUUUAACUCCCACUGGACUCCCUUACCUCAACAGCUCCAGACCACGUCCGCAGUGGAGGUGUAUGAUCUGACCCCGUCUGUGCUUUGCUCCGACUCCGACAUCAUGGAUGGCAGGUUUCCUGACUGUGUUGUCAUGGUGAUGCGUGGGAAUUGCACAUUUUAUGAAAAAGUACGUUUGGCCCAAAACAACGGUGCAAAAGGCCUCCUGAUCGUCAGCAAAGAAUGGCUGAUUCCUCCACAGAGGAAUACAUCUCAGUACGACGAGAUCAACGUUCCGCUUGCUUUAAUUAGUUACACUGACAUGCUGGACAUCCACAUGCGCUUCAGAGACAGAAAGCAGGUGGUGCUGUACUCUCCUCGUGAUCCGCUGGUGGACUGCAGCGUGUUGGUGAUUUUCCUCAUGGCUGUGGGGACAGUAGCAGGAGGAGGAUACUGGAGCGGUGUCCAAGAGAUAAAACGACGGAUGAAGGAGGAGCAGAGCGGAGAGAGGGAGGAGACGAGAGAGGAGACGGUAACCAUGACUCCUGUCCAGAUCGCCCUGUGGGUGGGGAUGUGUUGCCUCGUGCUGGUGUUGCUCUACAUGUACUACGAUUAUCUGGUGUACUUCUUCAUCUGGAUUUUCUGUCUCACCUCCUCCGUGGGUCUGUACCAGACUCUCUGGCUUUUGGUCUGCAGACUUCCUGUGGGAAAGUGCAGGGUUCCUGAGAACAAGCUGCCUUACUUAAAACAGAGGCCGGAGGUGCGGAUGCUGUUGCUGGGUGUGGUGUGUGUGAGUGUGAGCAUCACCUGGGGUGUGUUCCGCAAUGAUGACCGGUGGGCGUGGGUGCUGCAGGACACAAUGGGCAUGGCUUGCUGUCUCUACAUGAUGAAAAUACUCACACUGCCCAGCUUCAGAGCAUGCACACUGCUGCUUGUGUCUCUGUUAGUGUAUGACGUCUUCUUCGUCUUUAUCACACCUUACAUCACUAAGAGUGGGGAGAGCAUCAUGGUUGAAGUAGGUGGAGGUCCUUCUGAUUCAUCCUCACAGGAGAAGGUGAGACUCAUCUCAGUCAGACAGACAGCUCCCGAUGGUUCUGAAGGUUCCUUACCUGAACUUUUCUGCUGUGGUUCUGUGCAAUCGUCCGUUUUUACUGCUGGGUUUAGGAGACAUUUGUAUUCCUGGUCUGCUCAUAGCUUACUGCCACAGGGUGGAUGUUCUUCUACACUCAUCUCGGGUUUACUUCCUGGUCUCCACUGUGGGGUACAGUGUGGGUCUGGUCCUCAGCUUUGCGUGUGCAUUACUGAUGCGGGCGGCUCAGCCGGCUCUCCUCUACCUGGUGCCGUGUACUCUGCUGUGCAGCCUGGUGGUGGCGCUGUGGCGCUCCGAACUCAAACUCUUCUGGAACGGGGUUGUGUCUCUGCCUUCUCCUGUCUCCAUGGCAACCGUCACUCAAACACUAACCUCCACCAACCAGGAGCCAGAAGAAUGUGAUGUGACCAAUCAGGAUGAAGCCUCGCCUCCAGCUACAGAGGAACAUCCUCAGAGGACAGAAGAGACAGUCAGUGAAGUUCACUGAAGACAAAACUACAGCUGUGUCUUAAUUGUUUCUCUUAAUUUAUUUUUUAAAUCUGUUUUAAUGAACCAAUCUAAAUUAAAUUAAUUGGAAUUAAACAAAUGAUUUCUGUGGACAUGA